GUGUUUGUGUGUGUGUUUCAUCUGAUCAACAUACUUGUCCUGAUGCAUUCGACAAAAAUUGACCUUCUUGAGCAUCAUGACAUCAAGUAAGUUAAUGCACAUAUGACAAGAGAAACACUGACCACAAGGCGCCUGUUUGAUUUCCGCCUUACCCAAGCGAGCAGUAGAUGGUGCUUCCUGUGCAAACCGCAGGUUAGUCACAUGAUCAAGCUUCCACGUUCAGCGCUUUGUUCCGCUUUACCUCUUCCAUGCAUCGGUAGGAAGUCGAUCGCUUACGCUUCAAAGUUAUUGAGGUGUAAACAAUGCUGAUGUCAAAAAUAUAGUUAAAAAAGAAGAACCAAGGAGGACGAAGACAGACGGACAAAGAUGGAAAUGCAGAGAGGGAAUCCUUCAUUGUUGGACAAGAGGCCGCAGGCAGUGGAGGCCAAUGGAGGAAGUCACCAGCCUUCGUCUCUUCCUGAACUUCGCUUGGUUUUACUAGGCCGCAAAGGUGCUGGGAAAAGCUCCGCUGGAAACACCAUCCUAGGCCUGGCGGGAGGGUUUGAGACAGGCAAACCGACCGAGGAGUGUGUGAAGAGGCGAGCCGACGUGGCAGGAAGGCGAGUUACGGUUGUGGAUACCCCAGGCUGGGAAUGGUACUAUUCAGUGAACGGGACUCCUGGUUGGGUGAGGAGAGAAACGAAGCGGAGCAUGUCCCUGUGUCCGCCAGGUCCCCACGCCGUGCUUCUAGUGGUGCGAUCCUGUACUUCGGUGACAGCUGACUACCAUCGGCAGAUCGAGGAGCAUCUAGAGCUGCUGGGCAAAGCGGUGUGGGAUCACACGCUGGUGCUGUUCACGAGGGGAGACGAGCUGGGCUCGGUUCCCAUCGAACAGAGGAUUCGAAACGGCGGCAAGGCCUUCCAGACGCUCCUGGAGCGGUGCGGGAACAGGUUUCACGUUUUGGAGAACAAGCGGCGCGUUGACGACGGAUCGCAGGUGAGGGACCUGAUGAGGAAGAUGGAUGAGCUGGUGGAGGAGAGAAGAGGGAGGUAUUAUGAGACGGAUCUGCUGCUUCUGGAGCUGGAGCUGGAGAGCAAACGCAGGGCUCGGGAGAGGAGGAAGAAACAGAGGCUGAUGGAGGCGCAGACGCACCGAGGAACCAUCAGAGCUGUGAUGAUGAAUGAUAAUCCGCAAACGGAAGACCUAGAUGAGAGGAAUCUCUUCUCCAGAGGUUCACAUCGUCUCCCGGAGCUGAGACUUGUUCUGCUGGGAGAGAGGGAGACGGGAAAAAGCUCUGCCGGGAACGCCGUCCUCGGUGGAGCGGAAUACUUUCAAAGCGGAGAGGCCACUGAGGAGUGUUCGAGACAACAGACGGAGGUUUCUAACAGACUGGUGACGGUGGUGGAUGUGCCCGGAUGGGAGGGUGAACCUGGAGGAUUAACUCCAGAGAGAGUGAAGCGAGAGAUUGGACUUAGCGUCACGCUUUGUCCUCCUGGACCUCAUGCAUUUCUACUGGCACUGAGAGUGGACGCAAUCAUCCAAGCGCAGGCGGUGCGGGAGCACUUGGAGCUUUUGGGAGAGGCAGUUUGGAGACACACCAUUCUUUUGUUCACGAGAGGUGACCAGCUACGAGAGGGAGUCAGCAUCGAGCAGCACAUCCAAGGAGGAGGAAAGGAUCUUCGCUGGUUGGUGGAACGAUGUUCAAACAGAUUUCACGUUAUCAGCAGCAUCGCUUGCUUGGAAUCUCGGAAUUCCAAAACUCAGAUCACGGAACUUCUGGAGAAGAUUGAGAAGAUGGUGGCGGCAAAUCGCUGCGAGGCAUUCUCGCCACUGGUGCAUGAGAUUCUAGAGUUAGGAAAACUAAAGAAUGAGAAAUUCCAGCUGAAGGUCAAGGAGUUCAGUGAUAAGCUUCAACGGCAGGAGGAGGAACUGAAGAAGAUGAAGGAACGAGAGGUCAAGAGCAUUCGGUGGUUUUUCGAGAGACGCAAAAAAGACAAAGUGCAAUCUCCAGGGAAGGCUGAGAGGGAAGAGGCGCCGUAUCGAGGUGAAGAUGACAGGAGAAGCGUGAUGGGCGAGCUGGAAGAGAGGAUGGUGUGGUUGACCGAAGACAAGGAGAGAGAGUUACAAGAGCUGAGCACAGAAAUGAGCAAAGUCACGGUGAAGCUCCAUCAGGGACAUAAAGAGAAAGAGCAACUGCUGAUGAGAUUAAAGGAACGAGAGCGAGAGGGAGAAGAACUUAAAGAAAAAGUGGAGGAGCUUCAGAUGAAGCUGCUGGAAAUGGAGAGCAUGGGUGCCGUCAAAGAGCAAGAGAGGAAAGAGAAAGAGGCUGAGAUUCAGCACGCACACUUGCACGAGAAGAAUGAACUUCAAAACAAACUGCUGGAAGCUGAGAAAGAGAAUGACAGGAUGAGAGGAAAGGUUGAAGAAACUGAAAAAGAGAUGGAUGCAUCACAGCGUAGGUAUGAAGAAGAGGUUGUCUGGCAUAAGCAAGAGAUGGAGAAGAAACUGAAAGAAAGAGACAAUGAAGCUGAAAACAUCUUAAGAGAAAUCGAGAGGGUGAAACUGAACGCUGAGAGCAGAGAAAGAGAACAAAGAGAGAGAUUCAGUGAACAAGUAGAGAAGAGAGAGAAAGAGAUGGACAAGCUGAGAGAGGUGAUAGAGAUGAUGACCAAAGAGAUGGAGCAGCUUCGUAUGUCCUAUCAGGAGCAAGUGAAAACAACAGAAGCUGAGAGAGAAAUGCACAGAGGAACCGUUGAGAAAUACAACACACUCAUUGAUAAACUGGUGGGUAAAGAUGAGGAAAUAGAGCGAACGAUGAGAGAAAAAGAAAAGGAGCUGCAUCGAAAUGCUGAAACGCAAGAGAAACUUCAGCAAAAAGAUGAGGAAAUAAUCAAACUAAGACAAAGAGAUCAGGAAAAAGUGCAAGAAAUUGAGACACUGAAGCAAAACAUUACUGAAAAACAGAGGGAUAUAGAGAAGUUAAGAAACACUGUCGAGGCAAAUACUGAAAACCAUGCAGCUGAACUUCAAGUCCUGAAGAAAGAGUUGAAAACUAAAGAAGACGAAAUAGACAAAUUAAAACAAAGAGACCUAGAGAAAAACAAAGACAUUGACAAACUAAAGAAAGACAUUAGCGAAAAACAAACUGAUAUUGAAAGGUUAAAUGACAAUAAUGAAGAACAUGCAGCUCAAAUAAAAUUUGUACAGGAAGAGUUGAAGUUAAAAGAAGAGGAAAUCAAAAAAUUAAGACAAAGAGACCAGGAGAAGGAACGAGAGAUUGACAUGCUUAGGCAAAACAUUAGCGAAAAACAGAAAGACAUUGAAAAGUUAAGAGGCAAUAUUAAGGAACGUACUGAGGAAAGUGCUGCUCAACUCAUGCAUUUAGAGGCAGAGCUGAAAAUAAAAGAAGAUGAAAUAACCAAAUUAAAACAAAGAGACCUGGAGAAAGACACAGAAAUUCACACACUUAAGAAAAACAUUAUUGGCCAACAACAGGACGCUGAAAAAUUAAAAGACAGCAUGCAGACGAAUAUUGAAGAAAGUGCUAUUCAAUUGAAGCAUUUAGAGGAUGAAUUCAAAACAAAAGAUGGUGAAAUAAUCCAAUUAAGAACAAGAGAACUGGAAAAAGAGAGAGAAAUUAACACACUGCAGAAAAACGCUCUUGAAAAACAGAAAGAGGUUGAAAAGUUAAGAGAAUGUAUUCAGGUAUAUAAUCAGGAAAGUGCAGCUAAACUAAAACAUUUAGAGGAAGAACUACAACAAAAGAGAGUGAAAUAA
Molecule: messenger RNA, 3756 nt
Organism: Puntigrus tetrazona (Sumatra barb)
Lineage: Eukaryota; Metazoa; Chordata; Actinopteri; Cypriniformes; Cyprinidae
Product: golgin subfamily A member 6-like protein 6
Exons: 3
Coding region: 367-3756 (1129 amino acids)
Molecular function (GO): GTP binding
Source: RefSeq, a predicted model, not a curated record